AAUAUUUCGAGUUGUCUGUGUGAAAAUAACCCCUCCAAUCUUUAAAUUUCCCGCGAUGUCAUCGCAGCGGUUCAACCACACUCAAUCCGUCGUCUUCAUCUAGGGUUAGGGUUCACGUUCUGUAGCAAUUACAUUGGAGAAAUAUGUCUAGCGCACAGUACGAUGGUGGAGCAUCUCUCUUCUCCGGUGGCGGCUUCAUGCCGUCCCAGGCCACACAAACACCCGAGUUCGGCUUUUCAAAGUCCCGUGCGUCUCAAGGGAUUCUCCCGCUUACUGUGAAGCAGAUAAGUGAGGCCUAUGAUUCCAACGACGAUAAGUCCAAUUUCGUUGUUGAUGGAGUCGACGCUACCAAUGUGAAACUCUUGGGUAUUAUGGUGAAUAAGAUCGAGAGGGUCACUGACGUUACUUUUUCCCUUGAUGACGGAUCUGGGAGGAUUAAUGUGAAUAGAUGGGUGAAUGAAACUACAGAUACCAACGAGAUGGCUCUCGUUCAGAAUGGGAUGUAUGUCACCAUCAGAGGUAGUUUGAAAGGGUUUCAGGGCAAACGACAGGUUGUUGCUUACUCUGUCAG
Phalaenopsis equestris is the source of this 571-nucleotide messenger RNA. RefSeq names its product replication protein A 32 kDa subunit B-like. Lineage: Eukaryota; Viridiplantae; Streptophyta; Magnoliopsida; Asparagales; Orchidaceae. Gene Ontology annotation, molecular function: DNA binding. Gene Ontology annotation, cellular component: nucleus; site of double-strand break; chromosome, telomeric region. The record is from RefSeq and is a predicted model, not a curated record. Gene Ontology annotation, biological process: DNA replication; nucleotide-excision repair; double-strand break repair via homologous recombination.